Molecule: messenger RNA, 389 nt
Organism: Papilio xuthus (Asian swallowtail)
Lineage: Eukaryota; Metazoa; Arthropoda; Insecta; Lepidoptera; Papilionidae
Exons: 1
Source: RefSeq, a predicted model, not a curated record
AUGACCACCGCGGAAGGGGCCACGAUUGACGCGAAAUACUCGGAGGUCCUGGCAAAGGCCAGGUCCUCGAUAUCCCUGAGGGAAUUCGGUUUGGAGUCGGUCAAGAUCCGAACGAGUAUGACCGGCUCCAAACUGAUGGAGGUCGGGGGGACCACCCCCGAAGAAACCGCUGACCGUCUCGCCGCCGCCCUGGUGGAGGCAGUAGGGAGCUGGGCGGACAUAACCCGCCCAACCAAAAUGGCCGUCCUCAGGAUCACCGGUCUAGAUGACACGGUGACCACUGAGGAAGUGGCGGCCCAAUUGGCAUCGGUCGGCGGGUGUCCCCCCAGCUCCAUGAGAGUAGGUAAUAUCAGGCCGAGCUUCUGGGGCGGCGGCUCCGCCCUGGUCAA